Neltuma alba is the source of this 1182-nucleotide messenger RNA. Its product is annotated as hydroxyacylglutathione hydrolase cytoplasmic. The coding region runs from base 76 to 852 and encodes 258 amino acids. The record is from RefSeq and is a predicted model, not a curated record. The transcript has 7 exons. NCBI's taxonomy places the organism in Eukaryota, Viridiplantae, Streptophyta, Magnoliopsida, Fabales, Fabaceae. Gene Ontology annotation, molecular function: hydroxyacylglutathione hydrolase activity.
CUGCGCGCCACUUCCUUUGCUGGGGAGAACCAUAAGCUGGAAGCGGGGUUUUCGUGCAAUUCCUGCUAAGACACUAUGAAAAUCUAUCACGUCCCUUGCCUCGAAGACAAUUAUUCGUACCUGAUUGUUGACGAGGGUACCAAAGAAGGUGCAGUGGUGGAUCCUGUAGAACCGGGGAAGGUUCUGGAAGUUGCUAACUCCCAUGGAGUCGAUGUCAAGCUUGUCCUCACCACGCAUCAUCAUUGGGAUCAUGCGGGUGGGAAUGAUAAGAUAAAGCAGCUGGUUCCUGGAAUCAAGGUUUAUGGUGGUUCAGUUGAUAACGUGAAGGGAUGCACUGAUAAAGUUGACAAUGGUGAUAAGGUCUCCCUUGGGGCUGAUAUUAGUAUAUUGUCCCUUCACACUCCUUGCCACACCAAAGGCCACAUAAGUUAUUAUGUUACUGGCAGAGAGGAUGAGCACCCGGCCGUUUUUACAGGGGAUACGCUGUUCAUUGCUGGCUGUGGGAAAUUUUUUGAGGGAACUGCAGAGCAGAUGUACCAGUCACUCUGUGUGACACUGGGCUCACUGCCAAAGCCAACCCGAGUUUACUGUGGCCAUGAGUACACAGUGAAGAACUUGCAGUUUGCUUUGACGGUUGAACCAGACAAUUUGAGGACGCAACAAAAAUUAACAUGGGCUCAGAAUCAACGGCAAGCCGGGCAACCGACUAUUCCCUCAACCAUUGAGGAGGAGAUGGAAACCAAUCCGUUCAUGAGGGUCGAUCUACCUGAGCUUCAGGAGAAGGUGGGGAGCAAGUCUCCCGUUGAAGCUUUAAAAGAGAUAAGGAAGCGGAAGGACAACUGGAAGGGCUAAUGGAUUAUAGAACUGCACGCCGAUGCUUGUAUUUUUCCUUCUCUCUUCCGUCCGUAUGUAUGAACGAACAAUGAAAUGCAGAUCAUGUUGCUAUUUUGCGUUGCCUGAACCAGCCUUCUCAUCUGCUUCUCAUCACAUCGUUGGUGUAGAUUUUAAUUAGCUCUUUGGUCUGUGUAUAUUAUGUUGGUUUGUCCAAACAAGUAAGAUGUUCUGUUUCACUCAUGUCAUUGGCUUCUGAACUCGCGAUCAACACUUAUCUCCUCUAGAUUCUCGUGAGAUUGGGAGAGCGAAGAAAAUAAUGGCUGCUUCUUUUUUUGUUGUGGUUCUCUU